CUUUUCAUCUUCAUCUCACAUUUUCACUCUUGCUCUCCUCUUUUCUAUUUGCUUUCACUUUCACUUUCACUUUCACUUACUUUCUUCUGAUUCAAAUCCUUCAUCUCUGCAACUUUCUUCACUUGACUUUACGCACUAUUCUUUUCCAUUGUUUGCAAUUAUUUAGUUUUCAUCUUCCUUUAAACCUUUCUUUGUAAAACAAAAAACAAAGAAGGAAAAAAAAAACAUGGCUAUGGUGGGUGAAGCUUUUCUCUCUGCUUCCAUUGAGGUGCUGCUUGAUAGGAUUGUUUCUGGAGAUGUUCUGCGGCUUAUCCAAGGAAAGAAACUUGAAGCUGUGCUGCUGAAGAAACUGAAGCCAACCUUGAUGUCGGUGAAAGCAGUGUUGGAUGAUGCUGAAAAUAAGCAGAUUACCAACCUAAAUGUCAAAAGUUGGACUGAUGAGCUCAAAGAUGCUGUUUAUGAUGCCGAGGACCUCCUGGAUGAAAUCUCUACUGAAGCUCUUCGGAACAAGAUCGAAUCCGAAUAUCAAACUACUGCUAUGAAGCAGGUUAGUAGCUUUUUCUCUUCUUUCAAUCCUUUCAAAGAUGGGAUGCAGUCAAAGCUGGAGGAGAUCCUUGGGAGACUAGACUAUCUACUCAAGCAAAAACAGAUUCUGGGUCUGAAAGAAAACUAUAAAGGAGAAAAGGCAUUUCAAAGAACGCCCGCAACUUCUUUGGUGGACGAGUCUGAUGUUUGUGGCAGAGAUGAUGAAAAAGAAGAAAUAAUGAAGUUGUUGGAUCCUCAAAAUCUGUCUGAAAAUCAGAUAGAUGUGAUUCCCAUUGUGGGUAUGGGCGGGCUUGGCAAAACCACCCUUGCCCAAUUGAUCUACAACGACCCCAGAGUGGAUAAAUGGUUUGACCGCAAAGCAUGGGUGUGUGUUUCAGAGGAAUUUGAUGCUUUCAAGGUAACCAAAACCAUUCUUGAAGAGAUCAAAUGUAGCUGUGAUGGAAACCAGAACUUAAAUAAGCUUCAACUUAAACUCAAAGAGCAGCUGUCGGGAAAGAAAUAUCUAAUCAUUUUGGAUGAUGUUUGGAACAAGAAUUAUUUUCAUUGGAAAGAGCUUGCAAGUCCCUUCACUUCUGGGGCCAAGAAUAGCAAGAUUAUUGUAACAACACGUGAUGAAAACGUUGCAGCAAUCAUGAGGAACGUUCCAACUUAUCGUUUAGAUGUGUUAUCAGAUGAUGAUUGUUGGAAGUUAUUUGCAAAGCAUGCAUUUGAUGGUUCAAGCCCCACCAAGCAUCCAGAUCUGACGGCAAUCGGGGAAGCAAUUGUUAAAAGAUGUGGCGGUCUCCCUUUGGCUGCAAAAGCUCUUGGAGGCCUUCUGCGUUGCAAACUAGAUGCUGAUGAGUGGAAGAAAAUUUUACAUAGCAAUUUUUGGGACAUUCCAAAUGAUGCAACUAAUAUUCUUCCAGCGUUAACAUUGAGUUACCAUUAUCUUCCUUCCCAUUUGAAGCGAUGUUUUGCUUAUUGUUCAAUUUUCCCUAAAGAUUACGAAUUUGAAAAGGAAGAACUUAUUCAAUUAUGGAUGGCUGAAGGUCUUUUAGAGCUUCCCAAAGACAAUGGAGAUCUGGAAGAACGGGGUACCGAGUACUUCAAAGAUUUAAGAUUGAGGUCAUUCUUUCAACAAUCUAAAGGAAUGAAAUCUUGUUUUGUCAUGCAUGAUCUAAUUAGUGACUUGGCUAAAUCUGUAACCGGAGAGUUCAUUUGCAGAUUGGAAGGUAGUGGUGGUGGUUCUUGUGUAAUGACCGAAAGGACCCGUCAUUUGUCAAAUGUCCAAGAACGAUAUGAUGUGCGGCAAAAAUUUCAAAGUUUAGCUAAAGCAAAGGGUCUACGUACUUUCUUAAUUACAAAGUCUGGCUGGUACUUCUCAAUUGUCAGUGAUGUGCUAAUGCAUGAUUUGAUGGUGAAAUCAAGCUUACGAGUGCUUUCAUUGGCUGAGUAUACAAAUAUAAAAAAUUUGCCAGAAGACAUUGGUAAUUUGAAGCAUCUACGAAAUUUGAAUCUCUCAAGAACUAAAAUUAAAAGGUUGCCAAACUCUUUGUGUACAUUGUAUAAUUUGCAAGCAUUAAAAUUGCGUGGAUGCAGCGACCUUGAUGAGUUGCCGAGAGACAUGGAAAGAUUGAUCAACAUGCUAUAUCUUGAUAUCAGGGGAACAAAGUUAGCAAGGAUGCCAGAAGGAAUGGGUAAGUUGAAAGAUCUUCGAAUGGUAACAAAUUUUGUUUUAGGCUAUCAAACUGGAUCAAGCAUUAAUGAGUUGGGAAAGCUCAAGCAUCUACGUGGAAGACUUUCCAUUUCGGGACUAAAAACUGUUGCAUGUGCCAUGGAUGCCAAAGAUGCCAAUUUGAAGGAUAAGGUGGACCUUAAAAUGUUGAAGUUGAGAUGGGGUAAAGAUGAUGAUAUUGAUGGUGAUUCAAGGCAUCAUCGAGAAGUACUUAAACAACUACAGCCUCAUACAAAUUUGGAGCAUCUUGUUAUUAGGAGUUAUAAAGACAUAAUAUUUCCGGAAUGGGUGGGGCAUCCUUCCUUCUCAAAUAUGGUAUCUUUGGGGUUACAUGAUUGUAAAUUUUGCAUAUCCUUACCACCGCUUGGGCAGUUAUCAUCUUUGAAAUCUCUCUCCAUUUCCGGUUUGAGUGGAGUGUUAAUAGUUGGUGAUGAGUUCUACGGGACUGGACAAGCUUCAACUAAACCAUUUCAAUCACUUGAAAUGCUAAGGUUUGAGAAUAUGGCCGAGUGGGAGGAAUGGUAUUGUCGGAGUGAUGAAGCUUUCCCUCUUCUACAAGAGCUAUGCAUUAGAGAUUGUCCAAAACUAACUAAGUCUCUUCCCAAACACCUCCCUUGUUUAAAGAAACUGGAGAUUGAAGAUUGUGAGAAGCUUGGAGGCUUGCUUCCAACGGCACCAAGCAUUUUGGAACUUGAGUUAAAGAAAUGCCAAGCAUUGCAGUUGGAGCCAUUGGCUUGUGGGCUUCGGGAGUUGCGCAUUAGAAUUUCGAAUAUGGAUGAUUCCGUAUUGGAACAAAUGUUGCAACAAUGCACACUUCUUGAAAAGCUACGUUUGGACUUUUGUUCAGAAAUUAGAUCCCUUACUGAAGUUAGGGUGCCCAUCAAGCUGAAGCGAUUUAGCAUCUCUUUCUGUGAAAACUUGGAUUAUUCUGAUAUCUUCUUGUAUGCAUCCCUUGAAUCCUUGGAAAUAGGGAGUGGUAAAUGUUAUGGACUGGAAUCUUUCCCAUUAGGAUCGUUUCCUAUGGUAAAGUGUGUUAGGAUUUCGAGAUGUGAAGACUUGAAGUUUAUUAGUGCUGCUUCAGAGGGCGCUCACCACCAGCAUCUCAAUUCUUUGGAGAUAUAUUUUUGCCAAAAGUUGAUAUCUUUUCAAAUUGAAGAUGGAUUAGCUGUCACCAAUUUGACCCGACUUAAGCUUGUAUGUUGCGGAAGUUUAAAGUCAUUGCCAGAGCAAAUGCACUCCGUCUUUCCAUCCCUUGAGUAUUUGGAAAUAGUAAUUUGUCCAGAAAUAGAGAGGGUUCCAAAAGAGGGUUUGCCCUCAAAAUUAAAAGAAAUUAGAAUCGGAGGAAGUGAUAAACUAAUUGAGAGCUUGAUUAGGAAAAGGGAAUGGAGUUUGCGUACACUCCCUUCUCUUACAAAUCUCGAGAUCUGGGGUUCAGAAGUAGAGAUGGAGUGUUUUCCAGAUGAACAUCUGCUUCCCUCUUCUCUUUCAUCUCUCUGGAUCCGGUUUCUUCCAAAUCUAAAGAGUUUGGAGUAUAAGGGGUUUCAACACCUCACCUCUCUUUGCGAUUUGUGUAUCUACAGCUGUCCCAAGCUCCAAUCCAUGCCCCCAAACAUGCUUCCUCCCUCUCUUUCUCGUUUGUCCAUUUGCGGAUGUCCUUUGCUGGAGAAACGUUGUAAAAAGGAGGAAGGCAAAGAUUGGGCCAACAUUUCCCACAUCCCUGUCAUUGAAAUUGAUGGUGAGGUCAUUAUAUAGAAGGGGCAGUGACUGAGAAAACAAAUGUUCUGACGCAGAUACCAUGUUCCAAAUAUUCCUUUGUGAGAUCUUCCAUUCUAAAAAUGACUUCCUUCCCACAAAUGAUGAAUUCAGACGCCAGUCUCAAAUUUCUGAAGACUUGCUAGCCCCUUCUGCCUGUGCAUUUUGUGUAUUAUUCUAAGCUAAAAUGUUGAAGAGGAGAAGCUGUAGUUUUUGAAUAGAGGAAAACCUGGCAACAUGGAAAUUAAGGAUGUGAGCAGUUGCCAUCAAUAAGACACGGGACUUGGUUGAUUUUUUUUGAAUAUCAAUAGCAGAUUUGUUCAUGCAGAACCUCAUGGCUUAAAAAUUUUGAAGGAUGAUCUUAAGCUUGGAAGAGAAUGAAUAACUUCAUCACAUAGGUUUUUUCAAGAUUAUCCGCCAUGAAAAUUUCAACCGGUAUUCCACUGGCUUCAGCAAGAGGUUGAAUGUGUCUGUAACAAGUUGGUUGAAAUUUUGGAUUGUGAAAGCAACAUGGAGGAUGAUCUUACAUUCUUUUUACCGGUCAAUGAUUGGGACAUCAAUUUCGUUUUCGUUGGAACAAUAAGAGGUCAAUAACAAUCACCAUCCACCAUCUGAAGGUCAUGCUGGUGCGAACAAAUCCUUCUUAUAUUACUGUGAUUCGAAUGUGAAUGUCAAAUACGAAUAAGUGUUUAAUCACGAGAAAAAGGAGGAAGAUAAUCCAUUUCUAACACAUUGCGUAUUGCAGAAAUUGAAACUGAAAUGCUUAUGUGAUUGAACACGAAGGUGGGUUAUGGUUGCAUACAAAAGUUUAGUUACAAUUUCAUUCAUUUCCCUAUUUAAUAGUUAAUUUCUUGUAAACUUUUGCCUAAAUUCGUCUCCAUAAAUUACUGUACUUGUUUGGAGCUUUUAAUAACAUAGUCAAAUGUGAGUUUUGGA
Gossypium raimondii (Peruvian cotton) is the source of this 4948-nucleotide messenger RNA. Its product is annotated as putative disease resistance RPP13-like protein 1. Gene Ontology annotation, biological process: defense response to other organism. The record is from RefSeq and is a predicted model, not a curated record. Gene Ontology annotation, molecular function: ADP binding. The transcript has 4 exons. Bases 227 to 4012 code for a protein of 1261 amino acids. Lineage: Eukaryota; Viridiplantae; Streptophyta; Magnoliopsida; Malvales; Malvaceae.